Andrographis paniculata is the source of this 6438-nucleotide messenger RNA. Its product is annotated as DExH-box ATP-dependent RNA helicase DExH14. The record is from RefSeq and is a predicted model, not a curated record. Gene Ontology annotation, molecular function: ATP binding; ATP hydrolysis activity; nucleic acid binding. The coding region runs from base 35 to 6301 and encodes 2088 amino acids. The transcript is spliced from 49 exons. NCBI's taxonomy places the organism in Eukaryota, Viridiplantae, Streptophyta, Magnoliopsida, Lamiales, Acanthaceae.
GAGCAUCUUCUUCCCCAGACGAACCUCCGAAAUCAUGGCAAAUAUGUUACUGGAACUCCCGCGGCUAACCAAUUCGCUUCGGCAGCCUUUCGAUUCCGAUCAAGCUUAUCUCAACCGGAAAUCUUAUCUUCAAAGCCUCAAUCGUCGUAGUUCUGCUACUUCGGCUGGUGAAUAUGAGCUCGCUCGUAAGAUAAUACAUCGUUGGGAUGAAGCUUCCGGUGAGUUACGGCAGGCAUAUAAGCAGUUUGUUGCGACAGUUGUUGAGUUGAUGGGUGGCGAGGUAGUGUCUGAGGAGUUUCAGGACGUGGCGUUGGAUGUUUAUAUGCUAUUUUGUGGGUAUUCUGGAUUUGGAGAGGAUGGUGGUGACAAGAUAAUUUUGGAAAAAAGAUCUGGGAUGCAAAAACUCUUCGGUCGUGCUAUUCCAGUGGAAGAUAUGCUGAAAGUUGCAUUACUUGUAGAGAAGAUUUCUGUUUUACAGAAUAGUGAGCAUGGUGCUUCAUAUUUAACUGAAUCAGUGGGUGAAGGCAGUGAGGAUUUGGAAUUUGGAUCAGACCUUAUGUUUCGACCUCCAUCUCGCUUUCUAGUUGAUGUUUCUCUAGAGAAUGCUGCUGUUUUGGUGGAGGAAACUAGCACAUCUUCGAAUCACGGGGGUUCGUCUGAUUAUGGUGGUUCCGGAAAUUUCCAUCCGUCUAGUAGUCAAGGUAAUUUUGACCUAGAGUGGCUGAGAGAUGCUUGUGACAGAAUUGUUAGGGGAAGUGUUUCACAGCUACCCCGAGAUGAAUUGGCUAUGGCCAUUUGCAGAAUCCUUGAUUCAGAGAAACCUGGUGAUGAGAUUGCUGGUGAUCUGCUGGACCUUGUUGGUGAUAGCUCAUUUGAAACUGUUCAAGACCUUAUCAUGCAUAGAAAGGAGCUUGUUGAAAGCAUACAUCGUGGGCUGGUCGUAUUAAAAUCUGAUAGAUCAACUUCAAACACUCAGGCACGGAUACCCAGUUAUGCCACCCAGGUAACAGUUCAAACAGAGUCUGAACGACAAAUUGAUAAACUUCGGCGCAAGGAAGAAAAAAAGAAUAGACGUGGAGUAGAUCAUGGAGUUGACAAUGAAUUGUCAUCUUUGUCUUUCAGUUCCUUGCUUCAAGCAAGUGAUAAGAAAAAUGUAUUCGAUGGACUUGUGGGUCAUGGAGAUGGUACUCAAUUUGGUGCCACAGCCCUUCCACAGGGCACUAUGAGAAAGCAUUACAAGGGAUAUGAAGAAGUCAUUGUUCCUCCUGCGCCAACUGCACCAAUGAAACCUGGGGAGAAGCUGAUUGAAAUAACGGAGCUUGAUGAAAUAGCACAAGCUGCCUUUCAUGGUUACAAGACACUGAAUCGAAUACAGAGCAGAAUAUUCCAGACAACUUACUACAGUAACGAGAAUAUACUGGUCUGUGCUCCAACCGGGGCUGGAAAAACAAAUAUUGCUAUGAUUUCUAUUCUGCAUGAAAUCAAGCAACACUUCAAAGAUGGUUUUCUUCAUAAAGAUGAAUUCAAAAUAGUCUAUGUUGCUCCCAUGAAGGCAUUAGCUGCAGAGGUCACAUCAACCUUCAGCCACCGAUUGUCCCCUUUAAAUGUAACUGUCAGAGAACUCACUGGUGACAUGCAACUUACCAAAAAUGAGCUUGAGCAAACUCAGAUGAUUGUGACAACUCCUGAAAAAUGGGAUGUGAUUACUCGUAAAAGUAGUGAUAUGUCAAUGUCAAUGCUAGUGAAGCUCCUGAUCAUUGAUGAAGUGCAUUUGCUAAAUGAUGAUAGAGGUCCAGUGAUAGAAGCACUUGUAGCUCGAACUCUUCGUCAGGUUGAAUCUACUCAAAGCAUGAUUCGCAUUGUUGGCCUUUCAGCCACUCUUCCUAAUUAUUUAGAGGUUGCACAAUUUCUGAGGGUAAAUCCAGAAACUGGUUUAUUCUUCUUUGAUUCAAGCUAUCGCCCAGUUCCCCUUGAGCAACAUUACAUUGGAAUAUCUGAGCAUAACUAUAUAGCUCGUAAUGAAUUGAUGCAUGAAGUAUGCUACAAUAAGGUGGCUGAUUCACUUAGGCGAGGACAUCAAGUUAUGGUGUUUGUUCAUUCUAGGAAAGACACUGGAAAAACAGCUGACAAACUGGUUGAAAUAUCGAGAGCACAUGAGGACUUUGAUCUUUUCACAAAUGCUGCACAUCCUCAGCAGGGACUUAUGAAGAAGGAAGUAAUGAAAUCUAGAAAUAAGGAACUGGUACAGCUUUUUGAAUAUGGCGUUGGUAUCCAUCAUGCUGGGAUGCUACGGUCUGAUCGUGGGCUGACGGAACGACUUUUCUCUGAUGGACUUUUAAAAGUUCUUGUCUGCACUGCAACUUUGGCUUGGGGUGUUAAUCUCCCUGCUCACACUGUGGUGAUUAAGGGAACUCAGAUAUAUGACGCAAAGGCUGGUGGGUGGCGAGAUCUGGGCAUGCUUGAUGUGAUGCAGAUAUUUGGACGUGCGGGAAGGCCUCAAUUUGAUAAAAGCGGUGAAGGCAUCAUAAUCACUACUCAUGACAAAUUGGCAUACUAUUUAAGACUUCUAACAAGUCAGCUUCCCAUUGAGAGUCAGUUUAUCAACUCCUUGAAAGACAACAUAAAUGCUGAGGUCGCGUUAGGCACUGUGACAAAUGUUAAGGAAGCUUGUGCUUGGUUGGGUUAUACGUAUCUUUUCAUAAGAAUGAAGAUGAACCCUCUAGCGUAUGGUAUUGGAUGGGAUGAGGUAAUUGCUGAUCCUUCAUUGAGCCUAAAACAAAGAGCUCUGGUGUCAGAUGCUGCCCGUGCUCUUGACAAAGCAAAGAUGAUGCGCUUUGAUGAGAAAAGUGGAAACUUUUAUUGUACUGAGCUUGGUCGAAUUGCUAGCCACUUUUACAUUCAAUACUCAAGUGUUGAAACUUACAAUGAAAUGUUGAGGCGCCACAUGAAUGAUAGCGAGGUGAUUGACAUGCUCGCCCAUUCGUCUGAAUUUGAAAAUAUUGUUGUUCGAGAGGAGGAACAAAAUGAGUUGGAAACAUUAGCUCGUGCUUGUCCUUUGGAAGUCAAGGGUGGCCCAUCAAAUAAACAUGGAAAAGUGUCAAUACUUAUUCAGAUGUACAUAUCCAGGGGCACAAUUGAUACCUUUUCACUAAUUUCUGAUGCAUCAUAUAUUAGUUCAAGCCUAGCUCGUAUUGUUCGGGCCUUAUUUGAGAUAUGCUUGCGAAGAGGUUGGAGCGAGAUGACUUCUUUCAUGCUGGAGUACUGCAAAGCUGUGGAUCGUCAAGUUUGGCCCCACCAACAUCCACUCAGACAAUUUGAUAAAGAUAUUUCAGCAGAAAUAUUGAGGAAGCUUGAAGAAAGAGGAGUGGACAUGGAUCACCUAUAUGAGAUGCAGGAGAAAGACAUCGGAGCUUUAAUUCGUUAUGCACCUGGAGGAAAGCUGGUCAAGCAAUAUAUGGGAUAUUUUCCAAUCGUUGAAUUGUUUGCCACAGUAAGUCCAAUCACAAGAACUGUUUUAAAGGUGGACUUGACUAUUACACCAAAUUUUGUCUGGAAGGAUAGGUUUCAUGGUACUGCUCAGAGAUGGUGGAUAUUAGUUGAGGAUUCUGAGAAUGAUCAUAUAUACCACUCAGAGCUUUUUACAUUGGCAAAGAAGAUGGCCCGGGGAGAGCCUCAUAAGCUAUCCUUCACUGUUCCAAUAUUUGAGCCACAUCCUCCACAGUACUUUAUACGUGCAAUUUCAGACUCAUGGUUGCAUGCAGAAUCUUUCUACAGUAUAUCGUUCCAGAACCUUGCACUUCCUGAGGCACAUACAACUCAAACGGAGCUUCUUGAUUUGAGACCACUGCCAGUGACUGCCCUCGGAAAUGAAGCUUAUGAAGCACUAUAUAACUUUACGCACUUUAACCCCAUACAAACCCAGGCCUUUCAUGUGCUGUAUCAUACUGACCAAAAUGUUCUUCUGGGAGCUCCAACAGGAAGUGGUAAAACCAUAUCCGCAGAGCUUGCCAUGCUCCAUUUGUUUAAUACUCAGCCUGACAUGAAGGUGAUUUACAUAGCACCUUUAAAGGCUCUUGUUCGAGAAAGAAUGAAUGAUUGGAGGAAGCGUCUUGUUUCCCUGCUUGGAAAACAUAUGGUUGAAAUGACCGGAGAUUAUACCCCAGAUUUAACAGCUCUCUUAGAAGCAGAUAUUAUAAUAUCUACUCCAGAAAAAUGGGAUGGCAUUAGUCGUAAUUGGCACUCUCGUGGAUAUGUAAAGAAGGUUGGACUCAUGAUUUUGGAUGAGAUUCAUCUUCUUGGUGCUGACCGUGGGCCCAUAUUGGAGGUUAUUGUAUCUCGGAUGAGAUAUAUAUCAUCACAGACAGAGCGCCCUGUUCGAUUUAUCGGUCUUUCGACAGCUUUGGCAAAUGCAAAUGAUUUAGCUGAUUGGCUGGGUGUUGAAGAAAAUGGUCUCUUCAAUUUCAAACCUAGUGUCAGACCUGUUCCACUUGAAGUUCACAUCCAGGGAUAUCCUGGAAAGUUUUACUGCCCAAGAAUGAAUAGCAUGAACAAACCUGCUUAUGCUGCUAUAUGCACCCAUUCACCCACAAAACCAGUUCUUAUAUUUGUUUCAUCACGUCGCCAGACUAGACUUACUGCCUUGGAUCUCAUUCAGUAUGCAGCUUCAGAUGAGCACCCCCGACAGUUCCUUGCUAUACCUGAAGAAUCACUUCAAAUGAUUCUAUCUCAAGUAACUGACCAGAACCUUAGACACACACUGCAGUUUGGUAUUGGUUUGCACCAUGCAGGACUCAAUGAUAAAGAUAGAUCUCUUGUUGAGGAACUGUUUGCUAACAACAAGAUUCAGAUACUGGUGUGCACAAGUACACUAGCGUGGGGUGUGAACCUUCCAGCUCAUUUAGUGAUCAUAAAGGGCACAGAAUAUUAUGAUGGAAAAGCUAAAAGAUAUGUUGAUUUUCCGAUCACCGACAUCUUACAAAUGAUGGGUCGAGCAGGACGGCCUCAGUUUGAUCAGCAUGGAAAAGCUAUCAUUCUUGUACAUGAGCCUAAAAAGAGUUUCUAUAAGAAGUUCCUCUAUGAACCAUUUCCAGUUGAAAGUAGCCUGAGAGAGCAACUGCAUGAUAACUUCAAUGCAGAAAUAGUUUCAAGAACAAUUUGUCAUAAGCAGGAUGCAAUUCAUUAUCUCACCUGGACUUAUUUGUUCCGUAGAUUGGUGGUUAACCCAGCUUAUUAUGGUUUAGAGGGCUCAGAUCCUGAAACUUUGAGUUCAUUCUUGUCAAGCUUAGUGCUGAGCACAUUUGAAGAUCUUGAAGACAGUGGUUGCAUCAAAAUUGAUGAAGACCGGGUAGAGCCCAUGAUGUUGGGUUCAAUAGCAUCUCAGUAUUAUCUAAAAUACACUACUGUAUCAAUGUUUGCUUCAAAUAUAGAAGAAGACACAUCACUUGAAGUUUUCCUCCAUAUUUUAGCAGGUGCUUCUGAAUAUGAUGAACUUCCUGUGCGGCACAAUGAAGAAAAUCAUAAUGCCGAAUUGGCUCAGAAGGUUCGCUACAUGGUUGACAAGAAUCUUCUUGAUGAUCCCCAUGUGAAGGCAAAUCUUCUUUUUCAGGCACACUUCUCCCAAGUUGAACUACCAAUUACUGAUUAUGUCACAGAUUUGAAAUCAGUGUUGGAUCAAAGUAUCCGUAUUGUCCAAGCAAUGAUAGACCUGUGCGCAAAUAGCGGAUGGCUCUCUAGUACCAUUACUUGUAUGCAUCUCCUACAAAUGGUCAUGCAGGGUUUGUGGGCUGAUGUAGAUUCACCCUUACGGAUGAUGCCAUCCGCAACGGAUGAUCUUAUUGCUACUUUGCACCAAAAAGGAAUCACAAAUGUCCAGCAGUUACAAAAUCUUCCUCAAUCAACUCUGCAGAAUCUCACUAGAAAUUCCGCUGCCUCGCGGCUUAACGAGGAACUGCAACAAUUUCCUAUCAUACAAGCGCGGUUAAAACUUCAGAAACGGAACACUGGCGAGAACCCUGGUGUUAUUCUAAACAUCAGGCUGGAAAACAUGAACAGACGUAAGAGAACAUCAAGAGCGUUUGCUCCUCGCUUUCCUAAGGUAAAAGACGAGGCCUGGUGGCUGGUCCUUGGCAAUACCUCUACGUCUCAACUGUAUGCAUUAAAGCGAGUAACAUUCAAAGACACUUUGCAGACAAAAAUCGAAAUACCAGCAGAUGUGCACAACUUCCAGGGUAUGAAGCUGCUCAUCGUGUCGGAUUGCUAUAUUGGUUUCGAGCAAGAGCACUCUAUCGAAAAGCUUGUUUAAUCGUGUGUCAGGCAAUGCAAAUGGAGAGUUGUAAUUAUCCAUCUUUGUUUUAAACAUUAAUAUUCAGACACUACAUAGUAUUUAAGCUUGUACAAUGUGAUAGCUACACAAUAAUUCAAUCAAUUUUUGACACUGAA